AUGCCGCCUCCGACCGCCGAGCUGGCCCAGACGCGGCCUCGGCAGUGUCGGAUAGCAACGACGACAGCUCAGUUGCCGUCAGUGGCACCCCCUGCUCCGCCUCCUGCGCCGCCGCCGCCGCCGACGCCGCCGAUGAGUGGCCUCCGUCUUACAGACGUUGAGGCUGUAGUUCGGCGUGUAUGCGCCGAAUCGGAGAGGCGGAUGCUGGCGCGCCUCGGUCUACCGACGGAGGGCGGCAGGCGGCCCGCCGGCGGUGCGUUAGACUUGCGCCCCGGCACCGCCGUUCGGACGCCUGUCCCCGUUCCCGUCUCAGUGCCCACUGAGACAGUGGGUGAGGGUCGGAGGAAACGGCGCAGUAGGGACGGCCAAAAGCAGCGCCGCCGAUGGGCCGCCCGCGCGGUGAAGGAGGGUGAGCGGAAGGAGCUCCCUCAGCCCCUUCCGCAGCCCCAGCGGCGGAGGCGGCGGGCCCCAGUGCAGGCCGUGAAAAGCACUAACAACCCGCCCGCCGCUGCCGCUGCCGCUGCCCCAACGAAGGCAGGGCCCACCCCCCAGCCACCGGCGUUAACUAAAGCGCCCAGGGAAUCCUGGGCCGCAGUCGUCGGGAGGUCGGAGCGGCGCGGCCAUAACAAGGCCGCUGCCGUCGUCGCCGCCCAGCCUCGUCAGCAUCCGGCCGCUAAAGGACCGGGAAAACGGCCAAGAGGCGGCGCCGCUAAGAUGGACCCUCCGGCAAAGCCGAGCCCGCCUCGCGCUCCCAAGAGAGCGGCCGUCACAUUGACGGUCACCGAGGGCAGCGACACGACAUAUACAGAUGUCUGGAGGCGGGCGACGGCAGGCGUCCGGCUGGGGGACGCUGGUAUAACCGCCAUCCGGUUUAGGAGGGGCCAAACGGGCGCCUUAAUAAUUGAGGUCCCGGGGCCAGAAAGCGCUGCCAGGGCCGAUAAGCUGGCCGGAAUGCUGCGCGAAGUAUUUCAACGACGGCGCGUCCCCGGAAUCGGUGGCGACGGCUUUGGCUGCUGCCAUGGGCUGUGGACCCGCGGACAUUAA
Messenger RNA from Hylaeus volcanicus, 1044 nucleotides. RefSeq names its product atherin-like. The record is from RefSeq and is a predicted model, not a curated record. The transcript has a single exon. The coding region runs from base 1 to 1044 and encodes 347 amino acids. Gene Ontology annotation, cellular component: actin filament; cytoplasm. Gene Ontology annotation, molecular function: actin binding; microtubule binding. Lineage: Eukaryota; Metazoa; Arthropoda; Insecta; Hymenoptera; Colletidae. Gene Ontology annotation, biological process: actin filament polymerization.